This is a messenger RNA of Ilyonectria robusta, 1620 nucleotides long. Its product is annotated as general substrate transporter. Lineage: Eukaryota; Fungi; Ascomycota; Sordariomycetes; Hypocreales; Nectriaceae. The transcript has a single exon. Gene Ontology annotation, cellular component: membrane. Gene Ontology annotation, biological process: carbohydrate transport; transmembrane transport. The record is from RefSeq and is a predicted model, not a curated record. The coding region runs from base 1 to 1620 and encodes 539 amino acids. Gene Ontology annotation, molecular function: carbohydrate:proton symporter activity.
AUGAAGGCUGAUUCAGCCACGCACGUCGAGCAGUCGGCUGUUAGUCGAAAUCCUGAAUCCUCGAACAACGACAUCCGAGGUCGGGCUAUCCAACAGCAGGAGCACAACCGGACAUAUCUGCAGACACUUGGAAAGGAUCCAUGGCUCCUAUUCUGGAUUGGCGUCAUGCUUUGGACCCUUAUCGUCCGUGGUUUUGAAAAUGGAUCUUCUGGUACCGUUAUCAGUAUUCCAAUGUUCAAAAAGCAUUUCGGCAAACUCCAGGAUGGCCAGUACUUCGUCGAGACCAAGUGGCAGUCAGCCCUCAGCGGCGGUUCCAAUGCGGCCGCGAUUGUUGGUGCUUGGGCUGCAUCCUACUUCGCAGAUAAAUUUGGAACCAAGCCGGUUAUGCUGGCAGCGGCCGCUAUCAAUAUUGCAUCGAUUGCUGUUGAGUUUGCCUCGACUUCCAUCGCCAUGUUCUUUGGUGGAAAGAUGAUGAACUUUGUGGCUAUCGGCGCUUUCCUCAAUCUUUGCACCGCCUACGUUGCCGACAUCUCGCCAUUGGCGAUUCGAGCCUCUGUUAUCGGCUUCUGCAACCUCUCUCAGUGCAUCGGUCCCUUCAUUACAUCCAUCAUGUCCUACUUCACUCAAUAUUGGGAUACUGAUUGGUCCUGGAAGUCGCUGAUUUGCGCUCAGUGGGGAUUCGCUGCAGUGGCGCUUGUCGGACACAUAUUCAUGCCCGAGUCCCCCGUCUAUCUGGUCCAGAAGGGCAAGAUGGAGGAUGCUCGUAAAGUCCUGCGCCGUUUGUAUUCUGACCCCGAAGAUGCUGAAGGGCAUCUCGAGCGAAUCAAACUGACCUUGGAUGCGGCGGAAACUCAUAACUCGGGCUCGUAUCUUGACUGCUUCCGAGGUACCAACUUGCGUCGAACUAUGAUCGCCAUUAUGGUCUUUCUAUCCGAGCCCAUGUCCGGUCUCGGCUUUGUCUCCAACUAUGGUGCUCUCAUGUACCAGUAUCUGGGCAUUUCGGAUGAAAAGUCAUUUGCAAUUGCAAUUGGCGCACAGAUCCUAUCAAUGUCUGGCGCUACGAUUGCCUUCAUUGUUUCCGACUUGUACGGCCGACGGCCCAUGUACAUUGGCGGCUGCAUUGGUCUCUGUGCGUUGCUUGUGUGUAUGGGAAUUGCUGGCUCGGUUGACUCAACCAGCGCUACAACUGCAGCCGUGGGAUUCUACACCAUGUACAAUUUCUUUUACAAUGUUGGCGUUGGGUCGACAGUCUACACUAUCGCUGGCGAAAUCCCGACAUCGAUCCUACGCACAAAGACGCUUGCCGUCACUCUAUCGACAUCCUCUGCUGUCAACACCAUGUGGUCUUUUGUUGCACCAUAUAUGUUUAACCCCGGAUUUGGAAAUCUCAAGGCGAGGAUUGGGUUCGUAUUUGGAGGAUUUAUGCUUGUCUUUGCUGUUCUGGCAUAUUUCUAUGUUCCUGAGACCCGCAUGAGGACCUAUGAGGAGCUGGAUGAAUUGUUUAUGAACCACGUUCCGACUCGUCAAUUCCGCCACUAUCAAACCGUGGCCGAAGAGCGUGCUGCUGAAGCAUUCGAUACUGUGAUGGAAAAGAAGGCUAUUGGAGUCGAGAAGGCUUAA